AUGCACCCAAGUAACCACGAGUUUUUCUCAAGAGCAGGCAAAAGUAGUUUGGAAAGAUUUAAAAUCUUGCAAGAUAAAGAAUUUAUCUUAUAUAACCGUCCCAAAGUUUCAGCUAGACAAGAAUUAUUAAAGUCAUUAAGUGAGUCAAAUCUCAAUUUUAAAAGCAAGCACAAGUUCUUAGGCGAAGAUCUGGAAAAAUUAAUAUCUGUAAUUUAUAUCAAGAGUAUCAAGCCAUAUCAGCAGCAAAAACCACAAAAGCCAAGCCCAUCUGCAGUUUUCAAAGGUCCUGACAGAUCUCAUUUUUCUGUAUUUAAUGUACCAUAUAUCUAGAUAUCAGAAGAAGGAUGCAGGACUUUUGGAGCCUAUGACAUAAAUUAUUCAUUAGUUCACAAACAUGAAGCUGCUUACUCUAUCCCAAAAAAUAAAAGACCAACAAAAAUCGAAUUCGUAACUGAAAGAUCAAUAGUCAUUGAACCAAAAACUAAAAAGAAAAAGAGAAAAAUAAAUGGGAUUCCCUUUGAUAAACAACUAGAAAGGAAACCUAUUUUUGAUGGGCUUCGUGAUUUUAUUAAUAAAACUAGAUUCAGCUCAGUUGAUUUUUCUGAAGAGUCUACAAGUAAAUUUGUGUAAGGAUUAUAUAGAAAAACAAGCUCUCCAGACUUGAGGAAAUAUAGCCCCAGGGCAGAAAUUUUUAAUAUUCCUGAGUUUCAGCCUGAAUAUACACCAAAUAAAGAAAAAAUUUUGCCAAAAUUGGUAAAAUCAAUUAAAUUUGAAAAAAUGCCAAAGAGAGAAGAGCUAUUUAAAAAUGAUGAUCCUAGUCCUGAAACAAAUUACCCAGUCAAAUAUGAUUUAGUAGAAAAAAAACCUAAAAUCUGUGAUUUUACUAAAGAACUGCCAAGGGAAAAAGAUAUCAACUGCUCAUUACCUUCUUAUAUGCAAAUUAGUAUGAGUAGUGAAGAUGUUGAAAAAAAUAAAAUUAUUAAGAAAAAGUAUAAAAUCACAACUUCUCAUGUGGAGCAAGUUCAUGAUAACCCAUCACAAGCCAUUUCUUUAAAUGAUAAUUAA
Blepharisma stoltei is the source of this 1065-nucleotide messenger RNA. Lineage: Eukaryota; Ciliophora; Heterotrichea; Heterotrichida; Blepharismidae. The record is from the annotation of a GenBank genome assembly.